This is a messenger RNA of Anas platyrhynchos (mallard), 1088 nucleotides long. Lineage: Eukaryota; Metazoa; Chordata; Aves; Anseriformes; Anatidae. The record is from RefSeq and is a predicted model, not a curated record.
GUACCAUGAACAGAAUGGAAUCACAACUUUACGUGAUUUUAAAUUUGGGCCCCUCUUUAUGAGGCUAUGUUAUGAGCUAGACCUUGAAACACCUGCAGUAGAACUUAUCAAAGAUCAGGUGCUUUGGAAGUUCUGGGAGAAAUGAAAAAACAAGGUAUACCUUUCAACAAAGAAACCUAUCUACUGGCAUUUGCAACAUGCUACAAACUGGACAGCCUGGAGUCUUGCAAAAUCUCUGCAAAACUGCUUGAAGAAGCACAGCUAAAAGGUGACUCAUUACCACUGCGUGCAUUCUACUUUGCUGUGGCGUCUGCUCUGAAACAGAAUGACAUAGCACAAGCCCAAUUUUAUUGUUCUCAGAUAAGGAAAACAGACAACAAAAUAUACAAUAAUCUUAAAGUUCUUGUCCAGCUCAGAUCUGGUUCACUAGAAGAAGUAUUAAAAACAUUAGAAGCAGCAGUGGAAAUGGAUACUCCUCCCUUUGUGAAAAAAAACGAGUUUUCUGAGCAAGUGCUGGCUGCAGCCACCAAAAGGAUGGAAGAAAGCCCUGACCUUUCUGCCAAAUUAAGAGAUAUAUAUAACAAACUACAAGCUUCAGGACGGAUAACCACAAACACAUUGGAAGACAUGCUCUUCCAGAUUCCGAGUUCAAAGAAGGCCCCUGCAAAGCUUUUAAAUCAAAAACAUUUGGGUUAUCAGGCUGCUAAACCGCUUCAGUCAAAUCUGAUGUUGGAAUAGUUCAAUAUUUGGUGGUAAACUGAACUACUGUUAGCAUCAUCGAGAAGUGUUUGAAUAAAAUGGCUUCUCCCCUAUUCCUCAGUUGUUUAAAUUGCUUGUGUGAAACUGAAAAUUAAAUACAGCUCAUGUAGAUUUUUAGCAUCAAAAUUCAAAUGAACAAUAAGCCAUGACAGUAGGUAUUUGUGUAUUGUUUUGAAACUGAGUGAUCAGAAUAGUUUGAAGCUUUUCCUCAAGGACUUAAAUCUGGAUUUUCCUUAUGCUAAAUGUCCUGAUAGAGAUAAACAAAAUAGUAUUUGUAUAUGAUCUGACUUCUGCUGUUCAUGAUUAAAAAAAAAAAGCAUUGUUCAUCA